UUUCUAUUAGCACGGACCUCUUACCCGACCCGAAUCGGUGAGACCACAUUCGCCGCCACUUUCCGCCACCGCAAUGUGGCGGAAAACCUUUCUCCUCGGCCUCCUCUUACCUUCUGUUUCGCCGCUGUUAUUCUCCUCCGAGUCUUACUCCGAUGCCUGCGACCCUCGUUCCCUGCCGGAUCCGCUCACCCUCCGGCCGGAUCGGCUCACCGUCCUCAUCAACGGGUUCUCCGAGGCCCGCCUCCCCCUUCUCCGUUCCCUUGCCGCCUCCUAUGCCACGCAUCCCCUGGUAGCCGCGGUGCUCAUCCUCUGGGGCAACCCUUCCACCCCUGCCGCUGCGCUCUCUUCCCUCGCCACCCAUGGCGGCGCCGGCGGCUUCGCCCCUAUCUCUGUCCAUCGCCAGCCUUCCCCCUCCCUCAACGCCCGCUUCCUCCCCCGCGCCAACAUCCGCACCCGCGCCGUCGCCGUCUGCGACGACGACGUCGAGGUCGAACCGCGCACCCUGGCCUUCGCGUUCGCUGUAUGGAGGUCCCGCGGUGGCGCCGCCCUGGUCGGCCUCUUCGCGCGCUCCCACGACCUGGAUCUGGAGCAGCGGCGCUGGAUCUACGCCAUGCACCCGGAUCGAUACUCCAUCGUGCUCACCAAGUUCAUGAUCCUGGGCACCGACUACCUCCGCCGCUACAGCUGCUGGGGUAGGCUAAGCGAGGCACGGCGCCUGGUGGACGGAGAGAGGAACUGCGAGGACAUCCUCAUGAACUUCGUGACCGCCAUGGAGAGCGGCGCCGGCCCCGUGCUGGUGGGCGGGCGGGUGCGCGACUGGGGCGACCCAAGGAACAACGGCGGCAUCAGCAACAGCAGCGUCGACAAUGGUGGAAGCGGUGUGGUGGGGAUCGAGCGGGUGGGGCUCAGCGCGAGGGGUGGGCACCGGAAGAAGAGAGGGGAUUGCAUCACGGAGUUCCACCGGAUGCUCGGCGAAAUGCCGCUGAGGUACAGCUACGGGAAGGUGGUGGAUGGCGUGGGGGAGCAAGGGUUGUGUAGAAAGGGUGGGAGGCUGGUCCUGUGUGAUCAUCAAGAGUAGUGUUAUUGAUGAUGAAUCUAAAACUUAGUUUAUCGAUAUGGCAAGAUGCAUCGGAGGAACGUUCACCCUAUGAAUUACCUUACCUCUCUGUAAUAAAAGUUGAAAGGCGAAUUCUUGAAAUUUUUUUUUGUUUGAA
Messenger RNA from Musa acuminata AAA Group (dessert banana), 1214 nucleotides. RefSeq names its product glycosyltransferase family protein 64 C3. The transcript has a single exon. The record is from RefSeq and is a predicted model, not a curated record. Gene Ontology annotation, cellular component: membrane. Lineage: Eukaryota; Viridiplantae; Streptophyta; Magnoliopsida; Zingiberales; Musaceae. Gene Ontology annotation, molecular function: glycosyltransferase activity. The coding region runs from base 74 to 1078 and encodes 334 amino acids.